Molecule: messenger RNA, 4328 nt
Organism: Leptinotarsa decemlineata (Colorado potato beetle)
Lineage: Eukaryota; Metazoa; Arthropoda; Insecta; Coleoptera; Chrysomelidae
Gene: Tlk
Product: Tousled-like kinase
Biological process (GO): chromosome segregation; peptidyl-serine phosphorylation; intracellular signal transduction
Cellular component (GO): nucleus
Molecular function (GO): protein serine/threonine kinase activity; ATP binding
Source: RefSeq, a predicted model, not a curated record
CAACGCGCGCUGAUUGCGUGGGACACUCGAUCGUCGAUCUUUUUUUUAUUCACCGAGCGCCCGCGAUGCCGAGAGAGUUAAAAUCGGGCCACUUGUGUGUGUUGCCGCGUUGUGAAGGACUGUUCCGAAGAACGAUUCAAGCAGCCACAUAGCGAGCAGAACGUUGAACUUGCCGCGCUGUGUACGGCUACGGUAUUAAAAGAGGCGGGCGGACGAACUAUUACGGCAUACGACAACACAAAACAGCCGGUCGGUCGGCGGCGUUGCCACGUCGGAGGGCUUUCCUCGUGAACUUGAUGACUCACGAUAGAUGUCAGCUGGAUCUCAGAUACAGAUGGCACCACAGUCUACAAUCAACGUAACACAACCCGUACAUAGCCAAGACUCCAAUAUGAGUACAGGUUCCUCUCACAGCGAUAAAGAGGUGGACCCGAAUACUCCAGAAAAGGUACCUAGGACGCCGAGCGAGCGGAAAAGAAAACGGAAAGUGGAAGACAGUGGCGGAGCGCCGGCCGUGAAAGGGGGCGUUCGGAAUUCAUCUACCGAUAAGAAAAUCAACGAGUAUUUCAAGCAUUCGGGUAAUAGUCAUAGUCCUAUUAGACACGGGGGUGCGAAAAGCCCCUCCCCUCAGCAACCCUAUCCGAUGUUAUCUUCAUUUCAGUUACCUCCUUCCCCUCAGCAAGUGGGGAUGUCAUCCCCACAAGUAUGCAAUUCUGUUCCUUUUGAGUUUUAUAACAAACCGAUGAGGGUGCCCCCACCAGCAAUGGUUAGCAAAUUAAUCCAGACUGAGUUAACGUGUCACAGGAUACAAGAGUUCGAAACGCAAGCAUCCUCCGACUUAGAAUUACGUAAUAACAAAAUAGAAGAAUUAACGCGGGGCAACGAAGAAUUAAGGCAUCAAAUAUCAACCCACCAGAAAUCGAUUGACCAGCACAAACAACAAGUGAAUAAGUGCAUAGAAGUUGUGAAAAAACUGCUCAAAGAGAAAAGUUCGAUAGAAAAGAAGGAGGCAAGACAAAAGUGUAUGCAAAAUAGGUUAAGGUUAGGACAGUUUGUGACGCAGAGGGUGGGGGCGACGUUUCAGGAAAAUUGGACAGACGGGCAUGCCUUCCAAGAACUGGCAAGGCGGCAGGAAGAAAUAACGGCCGAGCGAGAGGAAAUAGAUAGGCAGAAAAAAUUGUUAUUGAAGAAAAGACCUUCGAAUACGGAGAGCGGCAGGAAAAGGAACAACUCGAAUGCUCUGCACAAUGGCACCGACUCAGGGUUCCUCAAGCCGGAUGCCGUACCUGGUUCUCUGACGUUGCAGGAGUAUUACGAAGCUGACGAAAUACUCAAGCUGCGGCAGAACGCCUUGAAAAAGGAAGACGCCGAUCUACAACUGGAGAUGGAGAAGUUGGAAAGGGAGAGGAACUUGCACAUCAGGGAGCUGAAACGGAUCCACAACGAGGACCAAAGCAGGUUUAAUAAUCAUCCGGUGCUCAACGAGAGGUAUCUGUUGCUGAUGCUGUUGGGCAAGGGUGGUUUUAGUGAGGUGCACAAGGCGUUUGAUCUGAAGGAGCAGAGGUACGUUGCGUGCAAAGUGCACCAGCUGAAUAAAGACUGGAAGGAAGACAAGAAGGCCAAUUAUAUAAAGCAUGCAUUGAGGGAAUACAAUAUACAUAAAGCUCUAGAUCACCCACGAGUAGUCAAAUUGUAUGAUGUUUUUGAGAUAGAUGCGAAUUCCUUCUGUACCGUACUAGAAUACUGUGAUGGACAUGAUCUAGACUUUUACCUGAAGCAGGUGAGUAAACACAAAAUAAUUCCUGAAAGGGAAGCGAGAUCGAUCAUAAUGCAGGUUGUGUCAGCUCUAAAGUACCUGAAUGAGAUUAAACCACCCGUGAUUCACUAUGACCUGAAACCCGGCAACAUUUUGCUGACUGAAGGCAAUGUUUGUGGAGAAAUCAAAAUAACAGAUUUUGGGUUGAGCAAAGUGAUGGAUGAGGAGAAUUAUAACCCCGACCAUGGUAUGGACUUGACGUCGCAAGGCGCUGGUACAUAUUGGUACCUUCCACCUGAAUGUUUUGUAGUAGGCAAGAAUCCCCCUAAAAUUUCAUCGAAGGUGGAUGUUUGGAGUGUAGGAGUGAUAUUCUAUCAGUGUUUGUACGGCAAAAAACCAUUUGGGCACAAUCAGUCUCAAGCGACAAUUCUGGAAGAGAACACUAUAUUGAAGGCGACUGAAGUACAGUUUGCCAACAAGCCUGCAGUAACGAAUGAAGCUAAGAGUUUCAUUCGAAGUUGCCUGGCUUACAGAAAGGAGGACAGAAUCGACGUCCUCUCGCUGGCGAGACACGAAUACCUCCAACCCCCGAUGCCUAAACAUUCGCGACUCACGUCGAACCAACAACAACAACAAGCGCAAGCCCAACAACAACAGUCGGCUUCGUUUUCCGCGGGUAUUUUUGGCGCUAUGAACGCCUCCUCAUCAUCUUAGUGCAGUGCUGUGUUUAUUUAAGUUAACGUAAGAUUUUUUGGGACGUAGUGGCAGAGAAGUACUGAAAUGAACAUUAUUCGAUGUGUAUUUCAGAGCGGGGACGAAGUGAUUUUUUUAUUAGACUGAUUCUCUUACUUUUUUUGUCGAGUGUAGACAUUAUGAAAAGAGUUUGAAAUGGCACGUUCUAGUGCGGACUACAAUUUUAAAUUCCUCUUGAUGCUUGUAAUGGCUUCCCUUGAUAGAGUAUAGACACGAAAGUUUAAGGAGAUUUCUUGUAAGGUCAUUUUCAGUUUACGAAAAUACUUUUUUUUUGUUUGCUGAAUUGCCUAAUCAUUUCUAGACAUUACAGUAUAACAACUGUGAACUCGGUAGUUGACAGAGAUAGUGUUCUGAGAAUUAAUUAUUUAUAUCAAAACGGUGUUGAUUAUUGAAGCUCAUUGCAUCUCGUAUAUUAUGAGGAUGCUUUUGUAAAGUCUCGUUUGGAGGAAAUCACUUCACUUUUUGUGUCUAUAGUCGAAAAACUGCUGUCCACUUGAGAAUUAAGUGCAAAACAGAUAGUUGUAUGUUUCCUUUUAUAUAUAAUAUUAUAUAUAGAGAACAUUUAAGUUAUUUUAUGAAGUGACCUUGCUUUGUAUCAUAGUGUGAUUUUGGUUCGCCGAUCCUCCCAUUUCUAAUUACCCAUUUCUCAAUAUUCAUUAUGACAUAGUUGUAUAUGUACAGAAAACCCCGUGUUUGCCUGUCAAGAAAAAAUUCAAGGGAUAUUUCAAUUUACUAGAUAUGGCUUGUUGGUGACAAACUCGUUUCUUUGAGUUUGUGUUUUUAAUAAGUGAGUAGCAGCUUUGAGACAUUCGCCAAUUGAUUUUAAAACAAUGUUUUUUACGAUUAUUUCCACUCUAGAAUUCAAUUUAUUUUUUUUUUCAGAAAUUUCAUGAAUAUUAGUUUGACACAAUUCUAUAUGUAUGUGACGAGGAGGUUAAAUGAAAACUAUUUAGAUGUUACAUAAUUGAUAUGAAAUAGGUAGCUCAUAAAACCAUUGGUGACAGAAAUGGUGAAUCAUUAAGAUUUUCAGCUAUUGUAAAUUGAAUUAUACUAGCUUAGAUUUUGGAAGGAAGCCAUGUAUGUAAAUGAGGUGUCAUGUAUAGAAAAAAUACUGUAAAAAUAAAUCAGAUUAUUAUGCACUUUUUGUUUUCGGCAAAGCGUUAAAUUAUUCAUUUGCAUGCCUUCUAUUUUGAUGCCAAAUCAGUUUUAAUCUCGGUAUUCAAAAGAAAAUACUUAGAUUCUAAGUUAUAUAAUAAUAGUAAUGUGUAUAUAAGUGAAGGCUUAAUAUUUUGAAUAUCUUUCGAGAUUAGGGCGCAAAAUGUCUCAAACCAUACAAGAUUCAAUUUUUCACUGGGCUUUUUCAAAACCGUCGCUGGAUGAAGUUCUCUGUUAAGUGGGAUAGGAUACAGGGUGUUUCAAAAUUACCUUGUAAUUUUGAAAGACCAAAGUUGUGAGGAGUUCCAGCUUGUUUUGUGGACGCACAGACACAAAAUAAUGUAAAUAUCUUGUAAUAUUCGUGCUGCAAUACAAGCAAAACAUGUCCAUAUGGUUAAAACUCGCAAUUAAAAAUACAUGUUACUUAUUUAUACUGUGCUGUUUGUGUAAAAAUAGUGGUACUCGCCUACCACGGACUUUGUGAUAAGAGUAGUUAAAGAAGUCAUGUUCUAGGAUUCAAAAAAAAAUGUAUCGUUAUAUUAUUGUUUAUUGUACUGUACCUAUACUAUUAUUUUAUACAAUCGUUCGCAGUUUUUUCUUUGGUAUAUUAUACCGUUGUACAUACAGUGUGUAUAUUACUACACAGUAAAGUUUUCAAAAUUAA